GGAGGAGAGCAGAGCGAGAGGGCCACUCGGGUUGGUUAGAAGAACCCAAUGCAAGUGUGAGUGAGCUGACGGCACGGCGGACGCGCUCGCCUCUCCUCUCCUCUCCUCUCCUCUCCUCUUCUUCCGGCUCUCCCUCUCCGCAUGCCAUUCCAACGCAUUACCGGUAUUUUUAGCCGCCGGAGGAGACGGGUAGCUGCGUAGCCACUAGCGAGAGAGAGAGGGAGGGGAGAAACCAUAGCUCCUGGCCGUUCUGCCUGCCCAUCCACCGCGGCGCCGGCCGUCCGUCUCCCGUCCACAUCCCUCCUCCUCUCCUGCAAGGUUCCUGUGCGGUAUGGUAUGCUAGCUCGGCUCCCUGUGGAUUCCCCCCUCAUCCGGAAUGUGAUGGCGCGGUGGAUGGUGUUUUGAUCUGUGUUCGCUUUUGGCGGAUCUGGUCGCGCGCAGUAGCGCAGAGGGGUCGGAGUCGGAGUCGGAGUCGGAGAAGAUGAUGGGCGGGUUCCUCUCCAGGGUCCUCCUGUUGGCUUUUGGCUAUGCCUAUCCUGCCUACGAAUGCUACAAGACUGUUGAACUGAACAAACCAGAGAUUGCGCAGCUCAUAUUUUGGUGUCAGUAUUGGAUUUUAGUUGCCCUGUUGACAGUUUUGGAGAGAUUCGGAGAUUUCACAAUAUCAUGGCUACCGUUCUACUCGGAAGCAAAGCUGAUGUUCUUUGUAUACUUGUGGUACCCUAAGACAAAGGGAACUACGUAUGUUUAUGGAACUUUCUUUAAACCAUAUAUUUCUCAGCAUGAGAAUGAAAUCGACCGGAAUCUCCUUGAGCUGAGAGCUCGAGCCACCGACACGGUUGUACUUUAUUUUCAGAAGGCUGCUUCGGCAGGACAAAGUACUUUCUUUGACGUUUUAAAAUAUGUUGCUGCCCAGUCACCUUCUCAGAAAUCAAGGCAACGCCUUCAUCAGGAUUCACAGCAGCCGCCACAACAACAACAACCACAAGUGCAGGUGCAGCAGGCGCAACCACAAAAACAAGCAGCACCUGUUAUGCGCAGAGCAUCAUCUAUUGCUGCUCGGCAAGCAGCAAUGGCACAGCAAUCUCAGGAGACUAAACCCGUUUCAUCUUCGCCCAAGAUCAAGCGUCAAACAUCAGCGAGAUCUGGUUCAGUGGCAUCCACAAAGCCUCCGGUAGCUGCAUCCGCGCUAAAACCUGGUGGUAGCCCAAAGAAAGGCGAGGUCAAACCUGCUGCCGACCCAGUUCAAACUCCAACCACAGGUGCCGAUUCACCGAAACCCGAGCCUAGCGCCCCAUCACUCCCUGGAGCCGAAGGGGUGGACAAGAUGGCCAUCGACGAGGCCAGUGGUGACGCCCCAGAGGGCGCAGAAGAGCUUGACCCUGCGCUCGAAGAGGAGACGCCGAUGGAGGAGACGAUCCGUGUGACGCGCGCCAAGCUAAGGAGGCGCACGGCCACCGAAGAUCCUGCUGGGAAUUAGCUGUUAGCGGCACGAGCAAAGAACGCAUGCAAUUGCAACAUUAUACACUUCAAUCUGGUCACUCCCUGAGUAUCUUCGGGAUGUCACAUCCAGCCGCAAUUUUCAGCCGGCAGGGAAACAAGAACAGCUGUUUUUCUAUCAUUCUCUGUGUACAUGUAUCUGUUUGAGUCCCUGGUACACGCUGCAGUUAGUCUGGCAGAAGCUUUUCCUAUAGUCAUUGGAAGGCCCUCAGAACUUUAACAUGUGAUACUAAAACUUAGUCAAGUUAAUUAGAGCACGGUAGAAUCUUACAUUA
This is a messenger RNA of Zea mays, 1775 nucleotides long. Its product is annotated as receptor expression-enhancing protein 3. Lineage: Eukaryota; Viridiplantae; Streptophyta; Magnoliopsida; Poales; Poaceae. Bases 482 to 1480 code for a protein of 332 amino acids. The transcript has 7 exons. The record is from RefSeq and is a predicted model, not a curated record.